Molecule: messenger RNA, 8230 nt
Organism: Anolis sagrei ordinatus
Lineage: Eukaryota; Metazoa; Chordata; Lepidosauria; Squamata; Anolidae
Gene: FN1
Product: fibronectin 1
Biological process (GO): heart development; cell-matrix adhesion; cell-substrate junction assembly
Cellular component (GO): extracellular region
Molecular function (GO): extracellular matrix structural constituent; integrin binding; proteoglycan binding
Source: RefSeq, a predicted model, not a curated record
CCCGCGGCCCCAGCGCUCUGCCCUUGUUUCCCGCAGACGUGUGCGGUGAGCAGAAGAGGUACCGAGGCAAAGCUUUCUUUCCAAGAUGCCCAGCAGCCCGGCGUCGAGGCGGCUGCUCCCGUGCCUCCUGUUGGCCUUUUGCUUGGCCACGGGGGUCUGGACCACGCGGGCCCCCAAGGACAAGAGCAAGCGGCAAGCCCAGCAGCAGCAGAUCGUCCAGCCCGCCCUCCCCGCCGCCCAGAACAAGCCGGGAUGCUAUGACAAUGGGCAACACUAUCAGAUAAACCAGCAGUGGGAGCGUAUUUACCUGGGGAAUACUCUGGUUUGUACCUGCUAUGGGGGGAGCAGAGGAUUCAACUGCGAAAGCAAGCCUGAAGCGGAAGAGACCUGUUUUGACAAAUACACUGGAGCUACUUACCGAGUAGGGGAGACCUAUGAGCGACCCAAGGACUCCAUGAUUUGGGACUGUACCUGCAUUGGGGCUGCUCGUGGCAGAAUCAGUUGCACAAUUGCAAAUCGCUGUCAUGAAGGUGGCCAGUCCUACAAGAUUGGUGACACUUGGCGCAGGCCUCACGAAACUGGUGGCUACAUGUUGGAGUGUGUGUGCCUUGGCAAUGGGAAGGGUGAAUGGACUUGCAAACCAGUUGCCGAGCGGUGCUAUGAUAACAGUGCUGGAACCUCCUAUGUGGUGGGAGAGAUCUGGGAGAAGCCUUAUCAAGGCUGGAUGAUCGUGGAUUGCACAUGCUUGGGAGAAGGCAGCGGGCGCAUUACUUGCACCUCAAGAAACAGAUGCAAUGAUCCAGAUACCAAGACGUCCUACAGAAUUGGAGACACCUGGAGCAAGAAGGACAACAGGGGAAAUCUGCUCCAGUGCAUCUGCACUGGCAAUGGCAGAGGGGAAUGGAAAUGCGAGAGGCAUUCAUCUCAGCAGACCACUGGAAUAGGAACGGGAUCUGCAACCAUCACAGAUGUACGAACUGCACUGUAUCAGCCUCAGCCACAGCCUGCUCCAUAUGGACACUGCGUGACAGACAAUGGCAUGGUCUACUUUUUGGGAAUGCAGUGGCUCAAGACUCAAGGGAGCCAACAUAUGCUUUGCACUUGUCUGGGCAAUGGAGUCAGCUGUCAGGAAACAACUGUGACACAAACCUAUGGUGGCAAUUCUGAUGGGGAACCCUGUGCCCUCCCCUUCACCUAUAAUGGGAGGACUUUCUACUCGUGUACCUCUGAAGGCCGCAACGAUGGGACUCUUUGGUGCAGCACCAGCUCUAACUUUGAUCAGGACCAGAAAUACUCCUUCUGUACAGAACAGAAUGUCUUGAUUCAAACACGUGGUGGCAACUCAAAUGGCGCUUUGUGCCAUUUCCCUUUCCUCUACAACAACCGUAAUUACACUGAUUGUACUUCUGAGGGGCGGAGAGACAAUAUGAAAUGGUGUGGAACCACACACAACUACGAUGGUGACCAGAAGUUUGGAUUUUGCCCCAUGGCUGCUCAUGAGGAGAUCUGCACAACCAAUGAAGGUGUUAUGUACCGUGUUGGAGACCAGUGGGACAAGCAGCACGAAAUGGGUCAUAUGAUGAAAUGCACUUGUGUAGGAAAUGGUCGUGGAGAGUGGACCUGUGUCGCUUAUUCCCAGCUCAGAGAUCAAUGUAUAGUUGAUGAAAUCACCUACGAUGUUAAUCAGACUUUCCACAAGCGUCAUGAAGAAGGACAUAUGCUGAACUGUACCUGCUUUGGUGAAGGCCGGGGGAGAUGGCAGUGUGACCCUGUUGAUCAGUGCCAAGAUUCAGAAAGCCAGACCUUCUACCAGAUUGGAGAUUCCUGGGAGAAGCAUGUUCAUGGUGUCAGAUACCAGUGCUACUGUUAUGGACGUGGUAUUGGAGAAUGGCACUGCCAGCCUCUAAGUGCAUAUCAAGGUUCCACUGGUCCUGUUCAGGUGAUUAUCACAGAUGUCCCAAUUCAUCCCGAUUCUCAUCCUGUCCAGUGGGUUGCACCAGAAUCCUCUCACAUUGCCAGUUACAUCCUCCGAUGGAGACCGAAAAACUCCAGGAUCAAGUGGAAAGAGGCCACCAUCCCAGGCUAUCUGAACUCCUACACUAUCUCAGGACUGAGACCUGGCAUUCUUUAUGAAGGGCAGCUUAUUAGUGUGCAACAUUACGGCCCAAGAGAAGUCACCCGUUUUGAAUUUACUACUUCUAGUACUACAUCUAUUUCAACCACUCGUGUGACAGGCGAAACAACAGCGCUGCCUUCAAUGGUAUCUACCUCUGAAUCAGUCACAGAAAUUACAGCUAACAGUUUUGUGGUGUCCUGGGUUUCUGCUUCAGACACGAUCUCAGGCUUCCGUGUGGAAUACGAACUAAGUGAAGAUGGCGAUGAGCCCAAGUACUUGGAUCUUCCAAGUACUGUCACUUCUGUUAACAUCCCCAACUUGCUUCCCGGCCGCAAUUACAUUGUUAGAGUCUACCAGAUCACUGAAGAGGGCAAGCCCGAUCUAAUUCUGUCAACCUCACAAACAACUGCACCUGAUGCCCCACCUGAUCACCAUGUGGAAAAUGUUGAUGACACUUCUAUCCUUGUAAGCUGGAGCAGACCAGAAGCUCCCAUCACAGGUUACCGAAUUGUCUACACUCCAUCUGUGGAAGGCAGCAGUACAGAACUCAACCUUCCUGAUUCUGCUACCUCUGUGACACUCAGUGACUUGAUGCCUGGGGUUCAGUACAAUAUCAGCAUUUUUGCUGUGGAAGAGAAUCAGGAGAGCAGUCCUAUCUUCAUUCAGCAGACGACUACAGGAGUACCAAGGGAAGGUAAGAUUCCUUCACCCAAGGACCUGCAGUUUGUGGAAGUCAGUGAUGUCAAAAUCACCAUCAUGUGGAACCCUCCUGACAGUGCCGUGACUGGCUAUCGUGUUGAAGUGAUCCCAAUUAACCGUCCGGGUGAACAUGGGCAAAAGUUGCCUAUUACUAGAUACUCCUUUUAUGAGGUCACAGAGCUUUUGCCUGGAACAACCUAUCUUUUCAAAGUCUAUGCCCUUGGACAAGGCACAGAAAGUGAACCACUGACCGGAGAACAAACAACCAGACUUGAUGGCCCAACCAACCUAAGGAUUGUCAAUGAGACUGACACUACUGUGCUGGUGACGUGGAGGCCCCCUCGUGCUCAAAUUACACGCUAUCAGCUUUCUGUGGGGCCUACCACUGGAGGACAACCAAGGCAACAUAACGUGGGGCCAUCCGCUACUAAGUAUCUAUUGAGGAAUCUGCUACCCGGUACUGAGUACACAGUGACCCUAGUGGCUGUUAAGGGCAGCCUGCAAAGCAACCCAGAGACAACAAUUUUCACAACCUUGCAACCCAGGGGAUCAGUUCCUCAUUAUAGCACUGAAGUGACAGAGACAUCUAUUGUGGUUACAUGGACACCUGCACCAAGGAUUGGUUUUAAGCUGGGUGUGCGGCCAAGCCAAGGUGGUGAAGCACCAAGAGAAGUCAUUUCUGAAUCUGGGAGUAUUGUCGUCUCAGGCCUGACUCCUGGUGUGGAAUAUAUCUACAGUAUCACAGUCCUCACAGAUGGUCAAGAGAGGGAUGCUCCUAUUGUCAAGACAGUUGUUACACCUUUGUCACCACCAACCAACCUACAUCUUGAUUCUAACCCUGACACUGGCAUCCUUACUGUCUCUUGGGAAAGAAGCACAAGUCCAGAUAUCACUGGCUACAGAAUUACUACCGUCCCUACAAAUGGACAACAAGGCUACACUCUAGAGGAAGCAGUUGGUGCUGGCCAAACGACCUGCAUCUUCGAACAUCUGAGUCCUGGUGUGGAGUAUAAUGUCAGUGUUUAUACAGUCAAAGGUCACCAGGAGAGCUUGCCCAUCUCGGAAACCAUCACACAAGAGGUGCCCCAACUCACUGACUUAAGCUUUGCUGACAUAACCGAUACAAGCAUCGCCCUGAGGUGGACCCCACUAAACGCCUCCACUAUUAUUGGCUACCGCAUCACGGUAGUGGCAGCAGGAGAGAGUGUCCCCAUUUUUGAAGAUUUUGUGGACUCUUCAGUAGGAUACUACACGGUCACAGGGCUGGAGCCGGGCAUUGAUUAUGAGAUCAGCGUAAUCACCCUCAUUAAUGGCGGAGAGAGUGCCCCCACUACGCUGACUCAACAAACGGCUGUCCCUCCCCCCACCGAUCUACGCUUCACCAAUGUGGGACCUGACACAAUAAGAGUAACCUGGACUCCGCCAACAUCCAUUGAAUUAACCAGCUUCCUUGUCCGGUUCUCACCUGUAAAGAACGAGGAGGAUGUUACAGAGCUGUCUAUCUCUCCGUCUGACAAUGCAGUGGUUUUAACAAAUCUCCUCCCUGGCACUGUGUAUUUGAUCAGAGUCUACAGUGUGUAUGAACAACAUGAGAGCAAACCUUUGAGUGGAGAGCAGAAAACAGGCCUUGAUUCCCCAACUGGGCUGGACUACUCAGAAACGACAGCUCACUCUUUCACUGUCCAUUGGAUUGCCCCUCGUGCUCCCAUCUCUGGCUACAAAAUUCGCCAUUACCCUGAGCAAGGAGGAAGCCGGCCCAAAGAGCACCGCAUUGCUCCCUCUCGCAAUUCCAUCACUCUCACGGACCUGAUUCCAGGGACCGAAUAUGUGGUCAGCAUUUCUGCCUUCAACGGAAAAGAGGAGAGCUUGCCCUUGAUUGGUCAGCAUAGUACAGUUUCCGAUGUCCCAAGAGACCUUCAUGUCACUGCCACCAGCCCCAGUAGCUUGGUCAUCUCCUGGGAGCCCCCCGCGGUUACUGUUCGGUACUACAGGAUCACGUAUGGCGAAACAGGGAGUGGCGGGCCUGUUCAAGAGUUCACAGUACCUGGACACGUGUCCUCUGCAACCAUCCCUGGCCUUAAGCCUGGAGCAGACUACACCAUCACCGUGUAUGCAGUUACCGGACGUGGAGACAGUCCUGCCAGCAGCAAACCGGUCACAGUCAACUACAGAAUUGAGAUUGAUACACCAUCCCAGCUACAAGUUACAGAUGUGCAAGAUAGCAGCAUCAGAGUGAGAUGGCAGCCUUCCUCCUCCCCAGUUACUGGCUAUAGAGUGACCGCUGCCCCAAAGAAUGGCCAUGGCCCCACAAAAACAAGAGUCCUCUCUGCAGAACAAACUGAAGUUACAAUAGAGGGACUGCAGCCUACGGUCGAGUAUAUAGUUAGCGUCUAUGCCCAGAGUCAAAAUGGAGAAAGCCAACCACUGGUUGAGACGGCUGUUACAAAAAUUGACAGCCCCAAAGGACUGACAUUCACUGAGGUGGAUGUCGAUUCCAUCAAAAUUGCUUGGGAAAGCCCACAGGGGCAAGUCACCAGGUACAGGGUGACCUACUUCACCCCUGAGGAUGGAAUCCAUGAGCUCUUCCCGGCUCCAGAUGGUGAAGACGACACUGCAGCACUUCAUGGCCUCAGGCCGGGUACUGAGUACACUGUCAGCAUCAUUGCCUUGCACGAUGGCUUGGAGAGCCUCCCUCUGAUUGGGACCCAGUCCACAGCAAUUCCACCUCCCACAAAUCUGAGGUUUGGUCAGAUUACUCCAACCAGCGUGACUAUCACCUGGACUGCACCAAAUGUUCGGCUCACUGGCUACCGUGUCAGAGUGAAUCCAAAGGAUAAAAACGGGCCAAUGAAAGAAAUUAAUGUAUCUCCUGAUAGUACAUCUGCUGUUGUUUCGGGACUCAUGGUGGCAACCAAAUAUGAAGUCACUGUCUAUGCUCUGAAGGACUCUCUGACCAGCAGACCUGCCCAGGAUGUAGUCACUACUCUUGAGAAUGUCAGCCCUCCCCGCCGGGCACGCGUAAUAGAUGUCACAGAAAGAACCAUCACAAUUAACUGGCGCACCAAGACUGAGACAAUCACUGGUUUCCAGAUUGAUGCCAUCCCAGCAAGUGGUCAGAACCCAGUCCAAAGGACAAUUGGCCCUGAUGUGAGGACCUACACCAUCACGGGCUUGCAACCUGGCACUGACUACAAGAUUUACAUCUACACCCUGAAUGACAAUGCUCGCAGUUCGCCCGUCGUGAUAGAUGCUUCCACUGCCAUCGAUGCGCCUUCCAACCUACGCUUCCUCACCACCACAACCAACUCCGUGUUGCUCAGUUGGCACCCACCCCGAGCCAAGAUCACAGGGUACAUCAUCAAGUAUGAGCGCCCUGGGGGACCAACGAGGGAGCUGCUUCCUCGUCUCCGCUCUGGCAUGACCGAAGCUACUAUCACUGGUCUAGAGCCGGGGACAGAAUACACCAUCUACAUAAUUGCUGUGAAGAAUAAUCAGAAGAGUGAACCACUGAUUGGAAAGAAAAAAACAGAUGAGCAUCCCCAGCUGGUAACGCUUCCACACCACAGCCAAGGUGGGCCAGAGUUCCUAGAUGUGCCUUCUGUUGUGGAGAACACACCUUACAUCACAAACAACCCCUAUGACAAUGGAAAUGGUAUCAAACUUCCAGGCACUUCUGGGCAGCAGCCUAUAGUGACCAACCCUGGCCAGGUCAUCGUGGAAGUGUAUGGAUCCCGGACUCCCACAACUGCAGCCACUCCAUCGCGGCGUAGACCAAAUGCAGGAGAAGAAUCUGGAGUGGUGGACCGCCAUCCUGGGCGGAUACCAGAGGUGGACAGGCCUUCUUACCCUCAUACCUUUCUGCCCAAUAACAACCGCACAAGGCCCCUGGAAGCACUUUCAGAGACUACCAUUGCAUGGACCCCCUAUUUAGAAAGCUCUGAAUAUAUCAUCUCUUGUCAGCCUGUUAGCUCUGAAGAAGAACCCACAGAGAUCAAAGUUCCUGGCACGUAUUCUAGUGCUACUCUCACAGGUCUUACAAGAGGUGCCACCUACAACAUCAUAGUGGAGGCAAUCAAAAAUCGUAGACGGCAUAAAGUUCUUGAAGAAGUAGUUACAGUGGGCAAUACUGUUUCCGAAAGGUUAAACCAACCCACAGAUGAUUCAUGCUAUGAUACUUUCACUGGCUCUUUCUACUCCCUUGGAGAGGAAUGGGAAAGAAUGUCUGAAACAGGAUUUAAGCUCUGGUGCCAAUGUCUAGGUCUUGGCAGUGGCCACUUCAGAUGUGACUCCUCAAAAUGGUGUCAUGAUAAUGGUGUGAACUACAAAAUUGGUGAGAAAUGGGACAGACAUGGAGAAAACGGAGAGAUGAUGAGUUGCACUUGCCUUGGAAAUGGGAAAGGAGAAUUCAAGUGUGAACCCCAUGAAGCAACUUGCUAUGAUGAGGGCAAGAUGUACCAUGUUGGAGAACAGUGGCAGAAAGAAUACCUUGGGGCCAUCUGCUCCUGUACAUGCUACGGAGGACAGCAGGGAUGGCGUUGUGACAAUUGUCGUAGACCUGGUGCUGCAAGCUCACCUGAAAGUUCUCCGGGCCAUACCUCUUCUUUGUACACACAGAGACAUCAAACCACAAACACCAAUGUCCAUUGUCCAAUUGAGUGCUUCUACCCUUUGCAUCUACAAUCAAAUACACAAAACCGACGGGGAGACUAACGCCCAUUAAUAGUUAACACCAGCCAAGAAAAGUCUACUUGCCAAGACCAUCCACUCUGGAAUGCUACUCAGAGAAAAGGAAAAAAGAAAGAGCAGAUCUGUCCUAGAGAGAUGGCCAGACUCCCCUUCUCAGCUUUUGCGCAGCUCACAGCUUCUCCAAGGGAGGUCACUCUUGGAGCGUCUCAAGACUUCCUUUUCACAACAGAUAGCUGUAUGUUGUCUGUCUUUUUGAUCUAAGUGUUUCAAUACCAUUCAGUAUUUUCCCCAAGACAACUCUUUACUAACUCAUAAAUUGUUCAACAAUCAGUUACAUACAUAAAAUCCCCGUAUGGGGUUGAGGGGAGGGGCUUCUCCCUAACCAAAUUGCCCCAGAUUCAGUGUUCACCCAGUUGACCAGCUAUCCAUUGAAACUGCAUAAACCCCAUCACUGUGGUAUUUAAAAUAUGCACAGUUCUAAUCUUUCUAGUUUCCCCCCCUAGCGGUAUGUUUGUAUCUCGUACUGUUAUUUAUCAGUGUUGAUCUUUCUAACCCCAUUCCCCUCCUGCCUCAAUGUUUUUCUACAGAAAAAUAUCUUAAAAGACAUUUAAUACACCGUUGACAGAGGAAUUUGGUAUAAUUAUGAUCAGUGAUUAUUUUUUAUACUGUAAGUGCCAAAGCUUUACUACUGUGGGAGACAACUCUUUUAAUAAAAAGAUUUACAAACCA